This is a messenger RNA of Colletotrichum karsti, 672 nucleotides long. Its product is annotated as nucleolar protein 12. Lineage: Eukaryota; Fungi; Ascomycota; Sordariomycetes; Glomerellales; Glomerellaceae. The coding region runs from base 1 to 672 and encodes 223 amino acids. The record is from RefSeq and is a predicted model, not a curated record. Gene Ontology annotation, cellular component: nucleolus. Gene Ontology annotation, molecular function: RNA binding. The transcript is spliced from 2 exons.
AUGUUCGCCAGACCUCGAGCGCGCAAGGUCGCCGCGCCUCCUCCGUCCAAGAAGAGGAAGGCCGUUUCCGCGGUCGAGGAGGUCAACUUCGACUUCGACGCCCGUGAGGACUACCUGACGGGAUUCCACAAGCGCAAGCUGCAGCGGGUGAAAUGGGCGCAGGAGCAGUCCGCCAAGAAGGCGAGGGAGGAGAAGAUCGAGAUGAGGAAACAGAUCAAGGAAGAACGGCAAAAGGAAGUCGAGGAGCACGUCAAGGCCGUAAACGCCAUGCUCGAGGAGGCGCAGGCGGCGGACUCGGAAAACGAUCAGGAGAUCCAAGGAGGAGACUUCGAGGAGUGGGACGGCAUCGAAGACCAGGCACAGGCGCAGGAACAGACGGACAUCGUGGACUACGAAGACGAGUACGUAGACGAAGAUCGGUACACGACGGUCAAAGUUGAGGCCAUAGCCGUAACGCGGGACGGACUCGAAAAGCUACACAAGGACAGCGACGACGAAGCGGACAGCGAAGACGAGAAGAAGUAUGAGCCCGCAGAGGAUGCGACGGCGGCGAAGAAGAAGACCUACAAGGAGAGGCCAAAGAAGCCCAAGUUUCGCUACGAGUCGAAAUUGGAGAGGUCACUGGGCAGCAGGAAGGCCAAGGCUAAGAAGAAGGCCAGGUUCAAGGACUGA